AAACUUAAGGCUACUGUAACUCUUGACGAAGAGCCUGAUGGUUACCGCUGGGUGCUCUGCGCAGUGGACGAGUACUUUAAGAAGGGGAAUAAUGAGCAUACAAGAAGAGAGCUUAAUAUGGAGACGCGGAUGUUGAAAGUGCUGGAAUUCCGUAAGCGAAGAACUUGGCGAAGGAGUCCGGAGCUCAUUGGUAGUCUACUAGGCCGUGAAGUACAUUUUGCGGCUACAAAAAGCGCAAAAAAAGAUGACUCACCUACUGUGAUCCGCCAAGUCAGUGCGGUCGCUGCAGACAACUUGAACUCCACCCAAUACGGCGCUUACUUUAAGGUAGAAGUCGAAGUAGAGUAUAUUGGAUGUACAGAUGAACACGGAAAUACUAUAGUUUGGAGCGACCAGCUAGAAUUCAUGGUCGACGCUCACGCACUAUUUAAAGGACUA
This is a messenger RNA of Ostertagia ostertagi, 438 nucleotides long. The record is from the annotation of a GenBank genome assembly. NCBI's taxonomy places the organism in Eukaryota, Metazoa, Nematoda, Chromadorea, Rhabditida, Trichostrongylidae.